Cinara cedri is the source of this 7313-nucleotide messenger RNA. NCBI's taxonomy places the organism in Eukaryota, Metazoa, Arthropoda, Insecta, Hemiptera, Aphididae. The record is from the annotation of a GenBank genome assembly.
AUUAUCAAGUAAAAAAUAUUUAGCUAUACAACCUAAUGAAAGAUGUGUUUUUAAAUAAAUAAUCGUCCUUUAGUAAAGAUUAUCAGUUUAAAAAUAACAUACACAAAUAAUACAAAUAACUAAAAAAAAUAUAAGCUUAUUUGCAAACAACAUUUAUUGAAAAAAUAUUUACACCACAAAUAUAAACAAUUUGAUUAUACAUAUUAACAUUAUAUUUAUUUAUGCACAAAAUAAUCACGUGGACCUAACAUACUUGAUCCUUUGGAAGCACGUAUGUUUAACAGUACUUAAACAAAAAACAGAUAAUAUAAAAAAAUAAUGUCUUAUACAAUUUAUACCAAACAAAAAUUAAUUUUUAUUCAAAUUAUGAAAUGUCAUUUUCAAUAAAGAAAAAUUAAAUAUAUGUGAUGUCAUGAAAUUUUCCUUACUUAAUAUUGUUAACUUAAGUACUAAAUUUAAGUUCAUAACUCGACAUAUACAGAUAUUUGAUAAUACAUUUUUGUUCGGUUAAUUGACUUACAAAUCUAAUUUUAAAUCUAUGAGUUAUUAAAAAUAAUAACAUUAAUUAAAAUAAACAGGUCAGAUUCUUCUAAGGAUGAGAAAGACAUAAAACUUUCAUUAUUAAGUACCGCUCAGGUAUCUCACAGAUAAAUAUCACAUAACACAUUACUUGUAAAUUAAGUAAAAAAAAAUAAGCCUUAACCUAAAUCUCCCUUCAUCAAAUUUUAAUUGUAUGAAAAUUAAUAUUUAUUCGUAAAUUUCAAAAUUAUAAAAUUAAUUCUCAUUAAUCAUUAAUUUCACAUGGGCAUAUACAAAUUAGAUUAUUUAUUUUAUUAUAUUGAGCAAGUGAAUGACUGAAGUAACGCUCCAUAGUAGUUAAGAAUACAAAUUAAAUGUCCUAUACUUUCUGGUAAAAUAGAUAAAUUUAAAUAAAUAUAUCAACAAAUAUCUUAGAACAGUUGGAGACAAACAAUUUGUACGUAUUCAUGAAAUUUAUUUAAUCUGGUUUAUAAAUUGGUAUUUUUGGAAUAAACUCCACCAAAAGAACCUGUAAAAAAAAAAAAUACAUAUAUAUAUUUACAUAUGUUACAUAAUUUAGUAUAAUUAAUAACAAUAAGAUAUAGAAGAGAAUGGUAAAAAAAGUAUUUUACACCUAACAUUACUCAGUACUAUUAGAUUUAAAUUUUAAACUAUAAUAAAUACAAAUUAGCUUGCACAGUAUUCAUUUAAAAAAAUCAAUAAUAUAAGAAUUUAAUUAAUCUAAAAAUUUUAAAUCUGAAUAUGUUUAAAAAUAUCUCAAAUUUGUGGAUUACAGAAUAAAUAUUUUUAAAAUGUUAUAGAAAUGAUUUAAAUAGAAUUUGAUGAAAUUAUUAAGUACACAUUUUAAAGUAUUUCUUUAGUAAAUUCAUUUAAAAAAAAAAAGAACAUUGUGUAUAGAUAAACUAUUAAUCACAACCAUUGUGGAAUUUCUUAACUUGAUAUUUGAAUGAAUUGGACCCGAGCACCAAAAUUGUAAAAUUGUCUUGAGAGUCAUACAUUAUGUAUAUCAAACUAGAUGUCCAAUAACAAACAGUUAAAAAAAAAAAAACCAAACAAAUAAUUUAAAUCCAGAGUUUAAAGAUAUUCUUAAAUAUAUAAGUAUCAGAGUCAGAAAAUAAAAAAAAUGAUUUAACUCAAUUUAUUUGCUUAUGAUAUUUAAUAUUUUGUUGUAGAAAAUACUUACACAAAAUAAUUUGUUUCAAUACUAAAAAAAAAUAUAUAUACAUUAUACUUUUUUAAAAUUAUUUACAUAACUAUAAAGUAUAAAUAUUAAAUAAUUUAACCUAGCAAUUAAAUUGUUAAAUAAUUAAUGCCUUAAAACUUACAUAUUCUGUAAUAGAAGAAGUAUCUACUCUUUGUUUGUUUAAUCUCCAAUGCAAACCAAUUUUAUGAUAAAGAUGAUUAUUUUCCCAAUCAAGUAAUUUAUUCAAACUAUGCUGAGUCUAAAACAUAAUUUUCACAAUAAGUAAUUAUAUAAAUUAAUUGUUACAAUUACAUCAGCCAAAAUUAAUUACCCUUUUGCUAAGACAAAUAACAGGCCAAAGUGAACAACCAAGAGUACAACAACAGCACAUGCAUCCACAAAACAACCAUUUAGCAUUCAUUGGUAGGCUUUUCUUUAAUACAGAAUUGAUCCGUCCCAUCGUCUCUUCAAAUUCUUCAGGUGCUACUCGUGAUACAAGUGCACUAGGGAACUCUGAUUGAAAUCUGCUACUUAACCCAAAACUAAACAAUAAAUAAAUACAAAUAAUAAGAGUACAGAUCUUAUAUUUUAGUAUACUUGAUAUAUUUUAAUAAUGCUUUCUCAACUUAUGACAUACAAAUUGUUUAGAUGUAUAAUACUAGAUUCAUGUUCUUUUAAAAAAAUGUAAAUUUAAAACUAACACCAGCUUAACUAAGUACUUAUGACUAAAAAAUUAGUUUUAGAAUGAGAAAAUCAUAGCAUUAUGUGUUUUAUCAGUUAGUAAAAAAUUUUUAAAAAAAGAAAACUUUCUGUUUGGUACUUUAUUUAAAUUUACAUAUCUAUAUAAAUAAUUAUUUAACAAUUUAAUUACUAGGUUAAAUUAUUUAAUAUUUGUACUUUCUAGUUAUGUAAAUAAAUUUAAAAAGUAUAAUGUAUACAUUUUUUUUUUUAAUAUUGAAACAAAUUAUUUUGAGUAAGUAUAUUCUACAACAAAAUAUUAAAUAUCAUAAGUAAAUUAAUUGAGUGAAAUAUUUUUUUUUUAUUUAACUGACUCAGAUACUUAUAUAUUUAAGAAUAUCUUUAACCCCUGGAUUCCAAUUAUUUGCUUAGUACUUUUUUUUUUUUUUAAAUGCUUACACUUAAAUUUUGUACAAUUUUAAAUUAUUUUUAUUGAUUUUUAGAUUACUUUAAUCAAGGUCUUCACAUUGAACAGAGUAAAUCUGUCACAUUUUCAAAUUUAUAAUCUUUUAUUAAACCAAAAAUAUUUAUAAAAACUCUAUUUUUAAUUUUAGUUACUUAUGAAAUAUACCUGGGUAGGAAUACACACAUAUUUUUUUUUCCUAAUAUCAAUAACCACAUUAAUCAUAAAUUGAGUAUUUUACAUUACUAAGAUAAAAUUAAUAUGUUAUCUAAUGUUAUGAUUGGUGUUUAAUACCACUUUACUUUUGUUAUUGGAAAACUGCAACAGUAACAAAAUCUGCAAAUAAUAAAUAGGUUCCUAUAUUUCAUUACAACUUGUGACUUAUUGAUUUUCUAGAGAAAUAUGUAAUUUUAUCUAUGCUUUUUCAAUAUUAUUUUACCUUAGGUACACAUAUUUUUAUUGAAAAUAUUUUAGAUAAUUUAUAUUUUUCAAAGAUAAAUAAUAUCAGUUAUAAAAGAAUAUAUUAGUUAAGUUUUUUCCUUUUACAAAAAAAAAUAUAAAUUUAUAAAGCUGCACUUGAUGGAGUAGCAUCAUGUAAACAUAUAUUUCUCAUAUUUGUGAUUGUAUCAGAUCAAAAAUAAUAGUGAUAUUAAAACACUUAUAGUUAAAUAAAUAUGUACAUAUUGAAAAAUAUUCCCAUUGUUUUUAUUAUAUUUUAUACAUUUAUUUCUAAAAUAUGUCAUCAUUGUUAAAAUUGCUUAAGAUUAUUUCAGAGAGUCCACUUAAAAAAUGUUUAGAUAUUCAGUAGAUAAAAAAAUUAAUCAAAUUUACAAUUGAAAAAAAGAGAUGAUCUAUUUACUAUAAUUUUAAUCUAAACCAUUCUGAACUACUUUUUAAGCCGGUUUUAAGUAAAAUUCAAAUUAAUCUCAAUACAUUGCUCAUUAAAGUAAUUUUCAAACUGAUUUUUGUCCAAACUAUAUUAUUUACAAAUAAAAAUAUACCUAAUAUAUAUUAUUAUAUAAUUAAAAAUGUAUUUGCCAUAUUAUGUUGUAAUAUAUUUAUUUCUGAUGUUUAGUGUUUGUAGAAGUUAUUAGUAUAGUAUUACAUCUAAUAAGUUAAACAUUUACUGAAAAUGUUAAUUUUGUGUAGUUAACAAGUAUAAUUUGGAUAAAAAAUAAAAUAUAUCAACUAUUUUAUAACUUAAAUAAUUAUUAUAACAAUGUUUUUUUGUCAAAUGUGAGUAAAAUAUAUUGGCAAUGUUAGAAAUGUGCUAUUUUCAAUAUCUGUUGUAGAACAAACAUAGAUUAAUAUAUAAUUUUAUCUCACAGCCAGAUAGACAGUAGACCAUUUAUAUCUAUAAUAAAUAAAUAAUUAUGCCCAGGUUUGAAAUAUCACAAAUUGUAUAAUAUAUAACUGAUAACUUAUAUGAUGUACAAAAUUAGAUAAAUAGAGAAAAUAAUAAAAGAGUUUAUUGUAAUAAACAAGCUAUACAUUUUUAUAAAAAUUAAAAUAAAUACUUAGUUAAAGUUGAUAUUGUAGUUUUUUUUUUUUUUUAUGGACGUUUUAAGAUUAAAUUUUGACAAAAAUCGUAAAUAAUGUGGCACUUCAAAACCUGAGACUCCGAUAAUAAUAAAUUACUAAUUGUUUGUUUACAAAAGACAAGAAAAUAAAUAGAAUUUGUUGAAAAUUAUGCCACAUUUAGAAAAUGCUAAUAUAAGCAAUCAGUGAAAAAGUUUAAGGCAUCUGAAAUUACUUUUGAAAAUUAGAAAUUUUGAAGUUUUAAUCUUGUAACAGAAAAUUACUUAGUUUACACCAGUCACUAAUCUGGAUUAAGGUUACCAUUUUCUUGAAUUUAUAACAUGAUGUAUACAACAAUUUUUUAGGUAUAUAAGUGAAUAAAAAAGUUAUUUGUGUAAAUACUAUUUUUCUGUAAUAUUGCCUGGCAACAUACUUCUUUUCAAUACAAAUUUAAUAACAUAUGGAUCACAAUUUACAUUGUUACUCAUUACAAUACACAGAGCAUUGCAUACAAAUCAAGGAAAUGAGUAAAGCAAGCAGGGAAUUAAGUUAAGUAAGCACGGUAAAGUCAUCUAGUUAAAUAAAAAAAUAACCUAAACAAAUUAAAUUUGAAUUACAUAUUAUGAAACACAAUUAAUAAUUUAUUGUUCAAUAAAUUUCAAAUAUUUUUAUUAUCCUCACCCAACCUACACGUAUUAAAGUUUUAUCUUAUAUAAUAAUAAUUAUCUUUAACUCUUAUAAUACAUUACAUAUCAAAUACAUAGUUAAGCAUAUCAUAUAAAUCAAUAAUAUUCCUAUUAAAUUCAAACCAUUAAAUAAACCUAGGGAUGUUGAUUUCACAGAACUUUUACAACUAAAAUGUUACAUAAAUUAAAUUUGAUAGUAACUAAUAUAACUAUUUUUUAUUAUAGAUUUUAAAUACUUUUUACUUUAUAAAAUAGUGUUUUUGAGCACAGAACACAAUGAUAUGUAUACAUUUUUAAACAAAUAAUUUGAUAUCUUUAUAUAAUAUAAGCACAAUGACCAUGAUUGUGCAACAAAAUAUUAUGUUCAAAUUAAUAAUAUAAAUAAUUACAUUAAAUGUAUAAGGUAUAUUAUAGUAAGAAUGCAGAUUACUUACACAGUAAGGUUCCCAAUGCCUCUUAUGAGUAUCGGAUCCUGGACGUGUGUUAAGUAUGCUUCAUCCAUAGAUGAGCAAGCAAUCUCUUCAUCAUACCGCUGUAUAUCGUCAAACACGGCCAUGACAUUUGUGAUAGUGAUACACAAAAUAUAAUUCGUCAGUGGAGUUUUCAAACUAAUUUAACAACAACAACUGUUUCUGAUUAAAAGUAAUUUCUAUCAGCAACCAACUGCAGAACGUGACACGAGUAAAAUACAGAGGGGAACCUAUCAGAUAUGGAAAACUAGUUUGUUGUCACUACAACACACAACGACGUGCGCGGUCGCACGGAUUGUACAGCAACAAAAGAGUUUUCUUAUUCAAUUUUUCCGAUACAGAAAUCUUGGCCUAGAUACGAGUACUGUCUGCCAGUGGUAUCAACGUGUCUCGUCGAUUGUAAAACAAUUACAGCACAAUUUUACAUAGGUACUUACCUCGUACACCGGUGUCCACUGUCCAGUCCACAGUAGAGUAGUAAUAUGGAUAUGGAAAAAAGGGCUACUAGAUAAAAACAAAAGCACAAAGAAUCAAACUCGGAUGAGUAUGAGUCCCGACGGACUAAGGAUGUAAUUCAACAACAAUGCGAACAGAUUUUCAUUGUCGUUUCGACUCCGUGGUCCUACGGAUUUUAAGCGCAAUAACAUGAUGUUUUUGUUCCUCGCGUUUCGUUGUGUUGGCAACUCGCGCGCAUUAUCUAUUACCCUUAUUUUAUCGCUAUCACAAUACAAUGUUGACAGUAAUAAAAUUAAUACAAAUUAUGAAAAUAUUGAAAAUGUAAAUAUUAUUAUGUAUACAGUAGUUGUAUAUUUUGAUCUAUAAUCAGUUGUAAUUAUAUUAUUUAUUAUACUGUGCUGUCAAAAUCAAAAUAUCUUUGUAUAGAUAGAUGUAUAGGUGUAUUAAGGUUUACAUUGUAGAGUAAUAAUAUAGAUACCACAUGUAUAAACGUACUAUGGAUGAAGACAGAAAUAAGUCUCCAGAGGAUAAUAUCCCUCUAGCAGACGACGAUCCUCAAGGUAAAUGAUUAUAAUGUUUCGACCUAACAUGUACUAUUGAUUGUUUACUUUUGAAUUAUAUUUGCAGCUAUUAUUCACGAUGACCACGAUGUAUCUCAGUGUUCUGAUGUUAUUGUGCGCAAUCAAAGUAUGGAUUCAUUACAAUCAUCAUUCACAAACGGCAGUAGUAGUCCAAGCAGAAACAGUUAGUCUUCAUAUAUUCCCAGGACUUUUAUCAUACAUUUAACCCAUACAUUAAAGAAUACACAAGGAUAUAGUAUAUCGUUAUUUUAUUUAUUCAUAGGUCUAGAUCCUGAUAUGAGUCCUGAUGAAUUGGAAGAAAAAGCAAGGCUUAUCACACAAGUUUUAGAAUUACAAAAUACAUUGGAUGGUAAAUUUCUAAAAUCAAAAAUAAUUGCAUAAUAAGUGUAAAUUUAAUACUAUAUGCAUUAUAUAGAUUUAUCUCAGCGCGUGGAUAGUGUAAAAGAAGAAAACCUGAAAUUAAGAUCUGAAAACCAAGUUCUAGGGCAAUACAUUGAAAAUCUAAUGUCUGCAUCCAGUGUAUUCCAAACAACGUCUCCAAGAGUAAAAAAGAAAUGAGUACAUUCAUGAUUUUGUACAACAAGGAUUUUUUUGUUUAUUUGUUGCCAUAAACAUCGAAAAUUAGAUAAACUUAAAUGGUUACAAUCUACACAAAGCUUGAUUGCGUUUUACCACAAACCAAAUUAUCAUUUAUAACCAUAAUAAUUUUAAAAUUUACUAUUUAUGCGCUAGUUAAUA